CCAACCACUUCCCAAGCAAAACACACUCGUUAUAUAAAGCCCUUUCCUCUUUAGCAACAAUUAAAGAACACCAGUUUGUCUCCUCAUAAUUUUUGCACCUGAACCAGCAAUAGAAGAACAGGAACAGCUCGAAAUGGAGCAAAGUUUUGAUGAUCUCUCUCUGUGCCCUAGUUUUACUAGCUAUUCUUCCGACAGAUUCGCAGAAAUAGCCGCCAGAGUUAGCGAAGAAUUCAGCCAAGACUCUGAAUUUGGUGAAGAUGAAGAACAGCCCGUUGAAACCUCACACGACUUUAGCGACAACGAUGACGGUGAUGAUGAUUUUGAAUUCGCUCUAGUAGCUGGGGAUCCAGAUGCUUUGGCUGAUGAAAUCUUUUACGGCGGUCAGAUUCGUGGGGUUUUCCCAAUCUUCAACCGCCAUCUCAUAGAAAAUGAUACUGAAGAUCACCAAAUUAAGCCUCUUGAUGAAGUAUCCAGAAUUAGAAUUCCGUUGAAAAACUUGUUUGUACGAGAACGCGAGGAUGAACUUGAGCCACCGUCGUCGUCGUCCUCAGAAGCUGACGAAUUGGAAAGUGUCCCUCCAGGAACGUUCUGCGUGUGGAGGCCAAAAGUGGUUGAAUCGUCGCCGAGUCGAUGUAAGAAGAGCAAUUCGACUGGAUCGUCGUCGAAGGGGUGGAAAAUUCGAGAUUUGAUCCGUCGAAGCAACAGCGAUGGCAAAGAUUCAUUCGUGUUUCUGACACCAAAAAAUACAGAAGAAAAACCUGGAAAAAGUAAGAAAAUUGAAAAUCCGAAAGAGAAGAAAACCCCUGGAGAGAUUGUAAAGGUCACCGGCAAAUCGAAGGCGGCGGCGUCUGCUCAUGAGGCGUUUUAUGUACGAAAUAGAGCUUUGAAGGAAGGAAACAAGAGAAAAUCGUAUUUACCGUACAGGCCAGACCUCGUGGGGUUCUUCGUUAAUGGCAACGGAUUGGGCCGGACAUUUCCUGCAUACUAAAGGACGCCAUUUUUGUACAGUUCAUUUUUUAUAAAGACGAUCAAUUUGUAUAAAUUAAUUGCUUUAAAAGCAAUCUCAAGAGCUCAAUCACUUUUUUCAUGCUUUGUACGUAAAUAAUUCAUUUUUGGUUUUGCCGUGUGUAUUUUUCCUAAUGAUUUAAUUAAGUAGUAAAAUGUAAAUAGCCAAACAAGCGUUUGUGUACUCAAGCUCUGAU
Messenger RNA from Ilex paraguariensis (yerba mate), 1202 nucleotides. Lineage: Eukaryota; Viridiplantae; Streptophyta; Magnoliopsida; Aquifoliales; Aquifoliaceae. The record is from the annotation of a GenBank genome assembly.